CCACUUUAUUUCUUUGUAGUCAAAUCAAGCACAAAAAAAUUUUGUUUAUAAGGAUUAUAAUAUUAUUAGAGAGAAAACUUCGUUUACGUUUACAGAAGUGAAACAGCCUAGGAAUCUCUCCCCAGCUGCUAAGCAUGGCUUGCCAGGUAAGUAUUGCAGAAGGAGUAAUACAAGGCAAGGAGUGUACCACAUUUGAAGGGAUCAAAUAUUACAGCUUCGAAGGGAUCCCCUAUGCCAAGCCUCCUGUUGGAAAACUACGGUUCAGGGACACGCAGCCUCCGGAAAGCUGGUCAGGCGUCAGAGAUUGCACAAAACCAGGCAACAAAUGCGCCCAGAUGAAUCCGUACUCGUUCAAAGGGUUUGAAGGCUCCGAAGACUGCUUGUACUUAAACGUUUACACACCGAGCCUGCCUGCUGAGAAAUUGAACGAACUCCCUGUAUUAUUCUUCAUACAUGGAGGCAGAUUAUUGAUCGGUUACGGAGAUUAUUACCAACCUGAUCUGUUUAUGAAGCAGAAUGUUAUUUUAGUGACGAUAAACUACAGGUUGCACAUAUUAGGGUUUUUAUGUUUGGAGACUCCAGAAGUGCCUGGUAACGCUGGAAUGAAGGAUUGUGUAGCGGCUUUAAGAUGGGUCAGAAGGAAUAUUAGACGAUUCAACGGUAAUGAGAACAAUGUAACUGUGUUCGGAGAAAGUGCAGGAUCUGCUCUUGGUGCUGGUUGUCUUUCGUCAAAAAUGAGUGUUGGGUUGUUUCAUAAAAUUAUAGCGCAAUCAGGUCAUACGCUUGGUGAUGUAUUCUUUUCUGUCCAAGAUAACGUUGGCAUGGCCAAGUUUAUAGCGUCUAAAUUCGGCAAAGAUUUUAAAACUGUACCUGAGUUGUAUGAAUUCUACCAAAACUUGCCUAUCGAAGAAUUAGUGACAACAUACAGUUUCAUAGAAAGAGAUCCUCCAGUUUUGAACCCAAUUCUCAUGGGGGUGGUGGAGAAAAAGUUUGAAGGGGUCGAAAACUUCUGGGAUGAGUCUCCGUUAGACGUAAUCCGUUCUAACAGAUUCAUCAAAGUACCCACAUUAUUCGGUUCCAACAUGUACGAGGGAGCAGCUUUUGUGAGAACAGACGAAAAUGGGAUAGUUUUUGAAAAGGAUUUCCAUAAAUUUGCACCGAUGUACUUACAUCUCAGUGAACACGACCCAAAAAGGCAUAAAAUUGGAAAAGCAAUCAAGCGACACUAUUUCAAAAAUAAGGAAUUAAACGAUGACUUGAAAUUGGAUUAUUUACAAAUGCUGUCAGACGCGUACUUUAAUAGAGAUCAGACUUAUUUCGCUGAAUUGAUAUCUAAACAUAGCAACGAACUAUACUUUUACAAGUUUCAUUAUUUUGGCAAUUUGAACAUAAGUGUAAUGAAGAAUCUUGGAGUCAAAGGCUCGACCCAUGGAGACGCAAUACAGUAUCAAUUUUACAGGAAGAAUAAGACUGAGAAAUGUGACAAAAGAGAUUGGGCUAUGGUGAAUUUUUUCAGAGAAGCGUGGACUAAUUUUGCAAAAUAUGGUAAACCAUCAUGGAGCAACCAAAAGCUGGAAUGGACGCCUUACGAUCCUAAAGAGAAGAAAAUGUUGGUAAUUAACGAUGAAAUUACACUUACGAAGAAUAUUGACUGGGAUAAUUAUAAGUUUUGGGUCGAAGUGUGUGGGGAAAUGUCCAAGUUAUAGAGUAGUUGACUAUCAAAUCAUCAUCAGGUCAUUUAAUCUCCAGUUCAGGAGCACGACCCUCUAAUUGACCAGAGGCAAGAGGAUUUGUCCUACACUCCCCACGCUGGCCAGACGGGUUGGGGAUAUCUCCAAUGAAUGAAGCUAUUUAUGGGGUCACAGUGGUUUAGACAUGAAUACGUAAGUUUACUUUCGCAUUUAUACACUCGCGAGCAAAACUAUGGAAUCAUCCCAUUCGUUUUGAGCAAGCAAAAUAAAUUUUAUAAAAUCCGAUUUGUAUGAAAAUUAAAAUAAUUAAAAUGAAGAUAUCAAUUUUCUGACUUCACCAUACCAUUUAUAUGACCAUGUUAACAUGGGUUAGUGUCGGCUCAUAUACCCAUUUACCUAACACCCUGUAUAGCUAUGCGUAUGCUAUAUCUGACUAUAAAUGAGCUUAUUACGUUUUGUAUGACAUGAUUAAAUUUGAUUAACACAUUGAACGCCAACGCGGUCAAUGUUGUCCGACACUGCACUUUCCUACCA
Messenger RNA from Ostrinia furnacalis (Asian corn borer), 2225 nucleotides. Its product is annotated as esterase FE4. Bases 135 to 1706 code for a protein of 523 amino acids. The transcript has 4 exons. The record is from RefSeq and is a predicted model, not a curated record. Lineage: Eukaryota; Metazoa; Arthropoda; Insecta; Lepidoptera; Crambidae.